Molecule: messenger RNA, 787 nt
Organism: Salvia splendens (bonfire salvia)
Lineage: Eukaryota; Viridiplantae; Streptophyta; Magnoliopsida; Lamiales; Lamiaceae
Product: 14 kDa proline-rich protein DC2.15
Exons: 1
Coding region: 94-501 (135 amino acids)
Source: RefSeq, a predicted model, not a curated record
UCAUCCCCCAAUUUUCUCACCUAACUCUAAAGCAAAGCCUACUUCAUUCCUCAGAAACACCAUCAAUCAAUUAGUCCCAAACACUCUCUCCAAAUGGCUUCAAGAGCUGCCAUUUUCGUUGUCCUAAACAUUCUCUUCUUCACACUAGCAAGCUCAACCAAUGCCCCAUGCCCUCCUUCAUCUCCGACUCCGAUCCCAAAGCCACCAUCCCCGGCCCACCACGGCCACAAGGCGUCGAAGGGAAAGUGCCCCAAAGACACCUUGAAAUUGGGGGUUUGCGCCAACUUACUGAAUGACUUAGUGCACCUUGUGGUGGGGACACCUCCCAAAACCCCAUGCUGCACUCUCAUUGAGGGUUUGGCCGAUCUCGAGGCGGCCGUGUGCCUCUGCACUGCGCUCAAGGCCAAUGUGUUGGGAAACAACCUCAACGUGCCCGUCUCGCUCAGCUUGCUCGUCAACUACUGCGGCAAGAAGGUGCCAUCCGGCUUCCAAUGCGCAUAAGUUAUCACCAAUUUGAUCAAACUAUAUUACUACGGUUGCUUUGUAUGUCAUGUCGAUUCCUUAUGUUUGUUCAUAUUUUUUUAUCUUUGAUUAUAAUGUAUGCUUCUUGCCUUCUGUCAUUUGUAUUGGUUGCUACUGAAGCACCAUCUUAAUUAACAAUGAAAUGGAAAUGGAUUAUGAUUCCGAUUUCAGAAUUAUAAUUAGCCAAUAAUUAGGCACUUUACAUUUUGGAAUGUUACCAUCAUAAUAGAGUCGUUGCUAUUUUUGCCAAAAGUUAAUUAUUUUA